GUCCCGCGUUAGUUCACUGCUGGUGUUCGUGCUUCGAGGUCGUGAUCGUGAUGAUUUGCACGAGUUGAUUGGCAGCUCGCGCACUCAAAUUAAACAACAAAUAUAACAUAAUUACAAGUAACUGCAGUUUUCGCGUCUCUUCCAAGAUUGAUUUGCAGCAUUGACAAGACACAAUUGAAGAACCGACGGACGGUGGUUAACCGACAUUGAGGUUAGAGUAAAUUGAAGUUUGUCACGUAAGCCGGCGUGAGUGUCGCUCGAUGUGUAUCCAUUUGUUAUGAACGUAUUGUGCGUGUCAUGAAUUCAAAAUUAAUAACGCGCGACUAUUCUCUGUGACUGCCUUCACGUUUCGCUAUCGCUAUCGUUAUCGUUUCGCGCGGCGGAGUCUCAGAUUUCCUGAAGAUUUCUUCUUUGCGAGAGCAAGUGAUUAUUUGGCGUCGCAUAAAUUCAACGAACAAAUUUAUACACUCUUUUUGAUAGGGCUGAUAAGGCUGAAAGAAGAAAAUACUUUGCAGUCACAAGAACGACGAGUAUCGAUCGGACAUGAGGAGGGCGACUUAUUUGAUCGUCGUAACGAUCUUGCUGUCAGUGACGGCGCGCAAUGCCCUCGCAGAACUUUACACCGCUUUAGCGGAUAUGGAGGAGCUGCUCGAAACGGAAGCUGUGCUGAUUGACACUCUAAACGGGUUCAUCACGGCGCAAGAGCAACGAUUGGCGACUCUAAGAAGAAACGUAGAGGAUUACGCGAGGGAACACGAAGAGGCAUCCAGGAAUAUCCAGCAAUAUUUAUCGAAUCCCAUAAACGCUUAUCUGCUGGUCAAACGGUUGACCACUGACUGGAAAAAGGUCGAGGAACUGAUAACCGAAGACGUAGGCAAGUCCUUCGUAGCAAACAUCACGAAUUCCAGGAGCGAUCUAAAAUUCCCGACCGACGAAGACCUCAAUGGUGCUGCAGUCGCUUUGAUAAGGCUACAGGACACAUAUAAGCUCGAAACUGCGCAAGUUGCGAGAGGCGUUCUAAACGGGGUGCAAUACAGUACCGGUUUGACUGCAAGCGAUUGCUUCGAGCUGGGUCGACAAUCUUAUCACAACCGCGAUUACUAUCACACGGUGUUAUGGAUGCAGGAGGCUAUGGAUCGUCUGCAGGAGGAGCAAAACGCCACCACCACUUCCAAGCCCGACAUCUUGGAGUAUCUGGCAUUUUCAACAUACAUGCAAGGUAAUGUCGCCCGCGCUUUGAGUAUGACAAACGAGCUGUUGGAAUUGGUCCCGACUCACGAGAGAGCAUUGGGAAACCGCGCAUAUUAUCAAAAAGAGAUUCAAAGCAAGGCCAGCCAAUCGAAGAAGAAACGAGGUGAGGAUGGACAGGACGACACCGCGAUACCUGAACAGAACUUCACUGUCGCCGAGGAAAGGGUGAAAACAUGGGAGGAAAUGACGGAGAGGGAGAGGUACGAAAUGCUUUGUCGCGGCGAAGUAUCUAUUCCACUAGAAGUGGAGAAGAAUCUCAAGUGUCGUUACGUCGACCGUGGAAUUCCAUUUCUAAAAAUUGCGCCGUUUAAGGAGGAAGAAGCGUAUCUAGAUCCAAGGAUAGUUGUUUAUCACAACGUAAUCUACGAUGAAGAAAUCGAGACGAUCAAACGAAUGGCUCAACCUAGGUUUAAACGCGCCACGGUGCAAAAUUACAAGACUGGUGCCUUAGAGAUAGCGAAUUACAGAAUCAGCAAAAGUGCAUGGCUUCAAGAACACGAGCACAAGCACGUAGCGGCAGUAAGCAAACGCGUUGAACAUAUGACGAGUAUGUCUAUCGAGACCGCCGAAGAGCUUCAAGUUGUUAAUUACGGUAUCGGUGGUCACUACGAGCCGCAUUUUGAUUUUGCCAGGAAAGAAGAGACAAAUGCGUUCAAGAGUCUUGGGACAGGCAAUAGAAUCGCAACGGUUUUAUAUUAUAUGAGCGAUGUCGAACAAGGAGGGGGUACUGUAUUCACUGCCAUUAAUAUAUCGCUUUGGCCGAGGAAAGGUAGCGCGGCAUUUUGGUACAAUCUUAAGCCUAAUGGUGAGGGAGAUUUCAAAACCAGACACGCUGCUUGUCCAGUACUUACGGGAUCUAAAUGGGUGGCAAACAAAUGGCUGCAUGAAAGAGGUCAGGAAUUUCAUAGACCUUGCACACUGGAAAAUCAAGCGACGGAUGAAGUAGAUGUUAGGCACUGAAGAAAAGGAAUGUCCUUUGAUUUAUAACAGAAAAUACGUAAAACAAGCGCGCGUAUUAAAAAAUACUUCCAAAUUUCUGCUCUGAGAUUUUACUCUUUAAACAGUUACACUCCGUAAGAAAGCAAGUUAUAUACGAACCGUCAUUUAAGAACAAACAAGAUGUGCAAAAACUGUCAGCGCAAUUUCACAUAGGGAAUCGCUGCUCAUGUUUUUAUGAGAACAUCAGUAGCACAAUUUGCGUAAUUUAAUGUUUAUACAUCGCAGACGAUGAUCUUUCCUGCUAGUUUAUUGUGGAACACGAUUCCUCGCAUGACGACAGCGAUUAAUGUUUCCUUAAUCUUUGAAAUAUCUAGCUGAAAAAAAAAUUGUGAAAAGCAACGAAGAUUCUAUCCAAACAGGAUUAAUUGCAAUCGUUUUGUUAUUUGUGCGCUUUUCUCUUGGAAACAGUCCGUACGAUACGAGCAUACGAUACGACGUUAAGCAGAAUUGAUAUGCAAAGCGCGUAUCGCAAACAAAAUUUUACUUUUUAUUAUUUUACGGACGCGUUUUGUUUUUUAGUUUAAUUCAAUAUCGUUUGCUUGCGUCAUCUUGAAGUUCGCUUUUACGGCGCAAAUGUCUUACAUUGUAUGUGAAGCUUCUGUUUUGGGGCGCCGCGGCGAGCGGAGAAUGAAAAAAAAACGAACUUCAACAACUUUUGCUAAACAAAGUAAACGAGAGUAAAAAAAAGCGUGCGGAUGGUUUACUACAUCCACAGUUUUCGCCAUUUUAAACAAACUUUUCACGGUGAGAUUAUCGGGAUUCGCUCCGUUGUGUUGUCUGCUACGCGUAACAUUAAUUAUUUCUACAAGAAGAUAUUCUACACUAACAUAUUACUACACGUCAUAGCCAAAGCAAUAAUAAAUUGCGUAUGUUCUGGCCAGUCUCCCCUUAUUAUAGAUAUAGCGUGAUAUAGAACAGCGAAGAGCGCAAUGUAAUCAUUAGCUCGUAGAUUAAUUGUAAUUUGAACAUGAUUAAUGCGACCCUUACAGUCACGUCUCAGUAAUAUUGAUCUUAUCGUGCAAUAAUAAAAUACUUCCGCCGGGAGGAUACUCCGACCAAGAAUCUCCUUUCGUGACGGAUCGUCGGCUGUAAAUAACGAUGGCAUAUAAUCCCGUAUCAUCUGAUUUUUUUGAUCGAACUAGAUAUGUAUACGAAUCAUUUGUAUAAAAAAGGGAAAACAAUGCCUACGACGAUAACGCCGCGCUUCCUAAUGGCGGUGAUGUAGUUAUAUAAGAGUAUAUGACAUAUGCUGUAUUUACAAGGGACUACUCUCUGUUAGUAGUGAUAUUCUGAGAAAAAAAAAAAAUAUGGCCUGAUAUACAUCCUGGGAGAGAUAAUAUAUAUAUAUGCUAUUGGAGAUUUCCCUGAACCUUAUACGUAUGUGCAAGAGAAAGUGAAGAAGCGAAUUUAUUUGAAAAGUAAUAUGGAAAAUCAUAUAAAAAUGCCAAAUUUAAAUUUAUUCUUUUUUUAGACAUAUAUACUAAAAAAUAUUACAAUGAACAUUUACAAUAUUUAUAUAUAUAAAUAAUAUAAUAAAUUUUAUUUAUUUCUUACAAUUGAUAUUUAUGUGUCACAUUGCGUAAUUGAAGUAUAAUAUAUAACAUUUUAUAUAUGUUUUUAUAAAAAAAUUUUCAGACUUUUAUAUUUCAAUAGCGUCACAAACUGCGCUUGACAUUGCGAGAUAAUUCGUAUGUUGAAAGUUUGGGAAUCAUUACUCUAUUGGAUAUAGACAUAUGGAUGGUUUGAAUAUCUCAAGAGAGAGUCGACUGUUAAUAUUUAGCACUAGCAUACUGCACAGCAAAUAUAAGAAGCAUUGUUUCUGAAUUGGAAGAUCAGUGACAAAUGUGCACAAAGACUGGUUAUGUAUCAAUGAAUUAGCACAAUAUAUUACCAUGUAUACAUGCAUUACUUCAAAAUUGUUUUGUCUAGCACAAUAAUUUAUCACAUUGUUUAUUGAAAAUUUUAUUGUGAUGAUAGUUCUAUAUUAAAAUCACUUUUGUAAUUCUAAGUUUUCAAAUUGUAUAAUAUUUCAAAAAUUAAGUUUUAUGUUAAAAAAACAUAUGUGCAUUCUUUUUCUCAAUUUUCCAAAAAUUAUUUUUAUAAAAUUAUACCUUUGUUAAAACAACGAAUGAAUGAUUCAUUUGAUUUUAUAUUCAAAUAUAUUUACUGCAGUCUAGUAUUGAUUAAUCUA
Molecule: messenger RNA, 4441 nt
Organism: Cataglyphis hispanica
Lineage: Eukaryota; Metazoa; Arthropoda; Insecta; Hymenoptera; Formicidae
Gene: PH4alphaEFB
Product: prolyl 4-hydroxylase subunit alpha-2
Exons: 11
Coding region: 544-2211 (555 amino acids)
Biological process (GO): peptidyl-proline hydroxylation to 4-hydroxy-L-proline
Cellular component (GO): endoplasmic reticulum
Molecular function (GO): protein binding; procollagen-proline 4-dioxygenase activity; iron ion binding
Source: RefSeq, a predicted model, not a curated record